Messenger RNA from Akanthomyces muscarius, 3567 nucleotides. RefSeq lists its product as uncharacterized. The record is from RefSeq and is a predicted model, not a curated record. Gene Ontology annotation, biological process: phosphorelay signal transduction system; phosphorylation. NCBI's taxonomy places the organism in Eukaryota, Fungi, Ascomycota, Sordariomycetes, Hypocreales, Cordycipitaceae. The transcript has 2 exons. Gene Ontology annotation, molecular function: phosphorelay sensor kinase activity. Bases 1 to 3567 code for a protein of 1188 amino acids.
AUGAGGGUCGCGAUUCGGGAGCAGCUGGCGGCCCUCGUCAUCGUCGCUGUCAUUGUUUGCUUGGUUGUCGUCUCCGUCCCUACCUGGAACUUUGUCAACAACUUUGUCGUCGGCGUCGAGACCUCCAGCCUGGCCCUCACCGCGUCGCUCAAGGCCACCCGAAUCAGCUCCGAGAUCAACCUGCUCCUCAUCAUCUGCCAGUCCGUCGCCAGCCGCAUCCUCCUCCAGGAAGCAUUCGUCGACUUUUACAAUGGCAACGCCUCCAACCCCUUCGACUCGGCCCGCAAAGACAUCACCGGCGCCAUGACUAACAGUCAAGUCUCCGGCCUGCUCCAAGCCCGCCUCUACUCUCGAAACAUCACCGGCGCUGCCGACAAAGGCCUUCUCAACGUCACCGCCGCAGGCAUAGGCAACCAAGACGUCAACAUUGCUCUUCCAUACCUCACACCAGACGGCCAACGCGCAAAUCUCAGCGACACACAAUGGGGGUAUCCCCCCUCGCUGUAUCCCAACAUCACUUACGAAGCCACCGGCAAACCCAACCCUGCCGAACUUUCCACUGAAGGUUACAUAGCAUAUGCUUUUCCCGACACUAGGAUCAGCGACCGUGGCGGCUUGCUUCUUGGACCUCUCAUCGUCAAUGAGACAUACGCCCUCAUGUCUCUGACAAUUCCCGUCCGAUCCAACCAAAACGCGGGAUACGUUAUUGGCUUCAUGACACUUGUAGUCUCCGCCGAGUCUCUCCUCGAGGUCCAGACUUCUCGCGAAGGUUUAGAUAAGUCGGGCAUGGUCCUGAUUGUCGGUCCCGCGUACCCAUCCAACAAAUUUCUUGGCCGCACCACGCCGUCCAACGGCACCCAAUCCCCCGAAAAGAAUGCUCUCGGCAACGUCAAAGCCCACUUUGUGCUGCCACCCAUUACGCCAGACGGCCAAGGCGACCGACAUGGAAACCGAGACUACCAUAGCGGCAACUCCGGCACCGAGUUCGAGCUCGAUCAAUACGAGGCCGUUCUCAAUGUAUACUACAACAAUGGCACACAGCUCAACAACGCCACCGCCAACUUGUCAACGAAAAACGAGCAAGGCGUUCCUGUGGCCGUGGGCAUAGCUCGCCCGCAGUCAAGCCUUGUCAGCUGGGCAGUGGUGGUUGAAAAGGCGAGAUCCGAGGCAUACCAGCCCAUUUCCAAACUCCGCACGAUUCUUCUUGCCUGCGCAUUUGGCACCGCGGGCCUCAUUCUCCUCCUUGUCAUCCCGUGCGCUCAUUUCGGUGUCAGACCCAUCCGGCGCCUCAAAGAGGCCACGGAAAAGUCCAUUUGCCCUCCGGGAUACGAGGAUUGGGAGGACGUCAGCGAUGGCGACGGGCCAAGUUCCGGCGCCACGCGCACCACUGCCUCUGGCAAAAGUGGCUGCCUGGCUCCUUUACGACGUAGAUUCAGAAAAAAGAAAAAGGCAAUGACCCUAGCUGAGAUCGAUGCCCACCGACGAAUCUUUAAAAUCCCUGGGCGCGUUGACCAGGGAAAGCACUUUGUGACAGACGAACUCACAGAGCUUACACAAACAUAUAACAGCAUGACCGAGGAACUGUUGAAACAGUACACGCUUUUAGACGAAAAAGUGGCUGAGCGCACGCGCGAGUUGGAAAUUAGUAAAAAGGCUGCCGAGGCUGCCAACGAGAGCAAGACGCUCUUUAUCGCCAACAUUUCUCAUGAGCUCAAGACACCUCUGAACGGCAUUAUGGGCAUAUGCGCCGUCUGCAUGGAAGAUGAUGAUCUUAGCAGAAUCAGGCAAUCUCUGAAGACAGUGUACAAGUCAGGCGAUCUUUUACUACAUCUCCUCGAAGACUUGCUUAGCUUUUCCAAGAAUCAAAUCAGCCACCAAGUCAGUCUCGAACGACGAGAAUUCCGCCUCGGCGACAUCAAGUCCCAGAUUGAGUCCAUCUUUGACAAACAGUCGAGAGAAAACCGGAUUCAGCUCUCAGUUGAGUACCUGUCGUUUAACAGUCUGUACGGCACACCAGAGGCGCAGCGUCGCAGUAUAGGCGAGCGGUUGCCAGCUUUGGGACCACCUGGAAUGGGACGGCUUAAGGAUGCAUAUCUCAUAGGUGAUUCCCAUCGCAUACUGCAAGUCAUUAUCAACUUGGUCGGCAACAGCGUCAAAUUUACCCCGGUGGGUGGCAAAGUGGCGCUUCGAAUACGCUGCCUGGGUGAGGCGGAGCAGGCCAGCGGUGACGAGUUGAGUCGAAACUCAUCCCUGUCUCGAUCUCCUUCUGGCGCGCAAGCUCGGCGCCAUCGUACGCGUGGUAACUCGAGCUCCAUUCACUCCGGCAACUCGGCGACAGCGACGGCCAUCAAGGACGGCACUGCACUCGAGAUCAAUCCCAUGGAGCCCAAGGCAGCUCCGCACAUUUCUCUGCGCGAUAGGUCCACGUCACCACCACCGCCCAAAUAUAAAGCGUAUGUCUUUGAGUUCGAAGUGGAGGACUCCGGACACGGUAUUCCCGAGCACAUGCAAACCAAGAUCUUCGAACCCUUUGUACAGGGCGAUUCUGGCCUGAACAAGAAAUUCGGCGGCACAGGCUUGGGCCUCAGCAUCUGCGCCCAGCUUGUCAAGCUCAUGGGUGGUACCAUUGGUGUCAAGAGCGCGCCGGAACAGGGAUCCGUCUUUACGAUGCAGAUACCGCUCGAGUUCGUCAAGGACCGCACCCCGAGUACGGCAUCUUCGAGCAUCCGAUCCCGCGCCAAUAGUUUGGGUUCUGUCGCAGAGGACACGCAUCGUACGUCCGUCACGACGGUCAGCAACGGCACAUCAAACACCGGCUCCGGCGACCAGAAGCAUAACAGCGGCAGCGGCGGUGCCGGCACCAAUGCCAACCACCACCUCCUCGAGGAUAAGCCGCGCCUCGUCGGCCUCAGCGCGCCCUUCUUCACCACGAACCAGUCUCCGCACCUCGACACGGCCAAAGGCUACAGCCACCCGCGCGGCGCGCUCGGCGGCGGCAGCGGCGGCGGCAGUGGCAGCAGUAAGCUCAGGGUGCUCGUCGCCGACGACAACUCAACCAACAUCGAGGUCGUCAGCCGGAUGCUCAAACUGGAGGACGUGUACGACGUGACGGUGGCCAAGGAUGGGCAGGAGGCGUACGAGCUGGUCAAGGCGAGCAUGGCCGGCGGUCUGCAGCCGCAGCAGCGGCCGUUUGACGUCAUCUUUAUGGACGUGCAGAUGCCCAACGUAAACGGCCUCGAGUCGACGCGCCUCAUCCGCAAGAUGGGCUACGUCGCGCCCAUUGUCGCCCUCACGGCCUUUUCCGAGGAGAGCAACGUCCAGGAGUGCAUGGCCUCGGGCAUGAAUGAGUUUCUCAGCAAGCCCAUCCGCAGACCGGCGCUGAAAAAGGUCCUGACGAAAAUCUCGACGAUUGAGGAGGAGGACGUCCAGCAGCCCACGCCGGGGCUGGAGCAGAGCCCGAGCUCGCCGCAGGGAGGGCAGGUCUCGCCGCCGCCGACGCCGCCGACGACCGGGGGCGACGAGAUUGACAAGAAGAAGACGAAUGGGGUCUUAUUGUCAAAGGAAUAA